Messenger RNA from Morone saxatilis (striped sea-bass), 1692 nucleotides. RefSeq names its product tubulin folding cofactor C (gene tbcc). The transcript has a single exon. Bases 40 to 1077 code for a protein of 345 amino acids. The record is from RefSeq and is a predicted model, not a curated record. Gene Ontology annotation, cellular component: cytoplasm. Gene Ontology annotation, molecular function: tubulin binding. Gene Ontology annotation, biological process: post-chaperonin tubulin folding pathway; tubulin complex assembly. NCBI's taxonomy places the organism in Eukaryota, Metazoa, Chordata, Actinopteri, Moronidae.
AAGACAAAUAUAACGCUAUAUCAUUUCCGCAACAACAACAUGGAGGCUGCGACUGAAGGGAGUCUGGAAACCGCGUUGGACGGCGCCGCCAAGAUACAAGAGCGACUCCAGAGACGACACCAGACGAGGAUAGAGGAUGUCGAGCGGAGGAAGGAAGCUAAAGAGAGCCAGUCCGUGGCGGAGGAGAAGGGAGACUAUUUCUCCAGCGCCUUUAACGCGGAGCGGGCGGCCAUCGAGGAGCUGCUGUCCGGCUGCUCCGGAGCGGACCGGGCGGUGCUGACCCAAACGCUGGAAGAGGCGACGGCCAAAAUCCUCCAGCUGCAGAAGUUUCUGAACGACAGCGUGUUGUUUCUGAAGCAGUACGACCUGAGACAAGCGCAGGCGGCUCUCCAGAAGCUGCAGACCUCCCUCGCUGAGACCAGAGACGAGGCUCUGCCCAAGAAGAAGUUCGCCUUUAAGGCCCGUGCCAAAGCAUCAGAUAAAGCCCCCGCGCCUGACACACCUGCCCCACCUGCCCCGGACACCGGCACACCUGCAGAGCCCGGUGGCACCACGGUUGAUGGAGCUGCAGCCUCGGAGCAGUGCAGCUUCUCCCACAUGGACAGUGUGCGUCUGAUAAAGACAGCUGAGGAGAUCCAGAAACGAGACGUGCUGUUGACCCACCUGACUAACUGCAAGGUCCGUCUGCUCGGCUCCCCCAGCACCCUGCACCUGAAGCACAUCGACACCUGUGAGAUCCUGUGCGGGCCCGUGACUAGUUCAGUAUUCAUUGACCACUGCAGAAACAGUACCCUGGCCCUCCCCUGUCAGCAGCUGCGGACCCACAACACCACAGACACACAGGUGUAUCUGCACGUCACCAGCCGGGCCAUCAUAGAGGACUGUCAGCGAGUGAGCUUCGCCCCGUUCACCUGGUCGUACCCCACCCUGGAGGAGGACUUCAUUGUGUCUGGCCUGGACAAGAACCGGAACAACUGGAGCCAGGUGGAUGACUUCAACUGGCUCGCUGCGGGAACGCCUUCCCCUAACUGGACUGUCAUACCGGAGGAGGAUAGGAAAACCACUUGGGAGCCCUAGAAUUCCUCUCUUAAACACCUGUCAGACCCAACCAUGAAAUUAAAUGUUGUUAGUAGAUGUCCUCCACUGAAUGUGUUGCACUUAGGCGUUGUAUAAUAUGAACAUUUCAUCUCACUUUUGAUCUUCUUGACCAAAGUAAUGGUACAAAAUAUACUUACUUAUAUACUGGAAUCACUUUACUUUACAUCAUUUCGUACGUAACAUACGUUUCUUGCAUCGUAGAUAGAAACCUCAUCUUCCCAUUCUUUAUUUUGAAAUCUAUAUUCGAAUACACACAUGCAUAAAACGUGUAAGCCGAGCCUUCAGCCGCGGUGACAGGCUUCAGGCUUUAGAAUAACCGAGCAGACGUGGACUCCACAUUGUCGCCUUGUACACAAUAAAUCAGAUGUUGAUGUAGGACUGAAUGCUGGUGAGCUGGACGGCUUUUUCAACUCAACCCAUGUGAGGAUAUUCACAAUUAGUAACAGCAAUUCACCACAAUAUUCUCUAUUAUUGCAAUACGCAAUAACAUCAUAUAUCCCGUCCCGUCCCUAGUUGCAAUGCUGCGUCUGUAUAGAGCAAGGAAAAGGUGAGACAGCGCGUCCACUCUUUUGUUGUUGUAUUGUAGGCUCGUAU